GUUAUUUCAUAGUUUUGAUGUCUUCACUAUUAUUCUACAAUGUAGAUAAUAGUAAAAAAACAUUAAGAAAAUGGCUUGUAGCCAUCCCGGAAGGGCGAGUAGCAGUGAUCAAGUGUUUUAGCAGCGCGAGUACUACAGUCAAUGUGUUGGUAGAACUUUGGUAGUGUUUUCCUCAUAUUUGCUUUGUUACAAUCCCCAGCUACAAUAAAUGUGGUCUCAGGAUAUGUGGUUUCCAGUUUGCACAAAGUCCAGUGUAGUUCUUUGAUGGCCAUCGUGGUAUCGGCUUGAGAGGGAAUAUACACAGCUGUGACUAAAACUGAAAAUAAUUAUCUUGGGAGGUAAUACAGUUGGAAUUUGAAUAUACACAGCUGUGACUAAAACUGAAAAUAAUUAUCUUGGGAGGUAAUACAGUUGGAAUUUGAUUGUGAGGUAUUCUAGGUCGGGUGAACUAAAGGACUUGAGUUUCAGUACGUUACCACAAUCAUACCUUGAGUAGUUCAUCGUAAAACAUACCCCACCGUGUUGUGGGUGUGUGUGUGUGUGUGUGUGUGUGUGUGUGUGUGUGUGUGUGUGUGUGUGUGUGUGUGUGUGUGUGUGUAUGCGUGAGUGCGUGUGUUCGAGACUUACACGAUGGCAUCAACACAGGGUGGCAUGGCAUUUUGGAUGUGGUAUCCUUGCAGUCUAAAUUUGAUGUGAGAGUCAGACACACUUGUGCAGCAACUUGUGGUUACCUUAGUUGGCCGACGAUCUGAUAGAUGAAAGGGAGUGAGAGAGAAAGGGAGACAGAGAAAGACAGAAAUAAAAUAUUUAGACAGGCAGCCCAAUUCUGUUCUUUUGUUUUUACUAAUUGGUAUUUUGACCAAUCAGAUCAGCUCUGAAAAAGCUCUGAUGUGAAAGAGAUCUGAUGUGAUUGGUCAAAAGACCAUUUAGUGAAAAAGAUUAAUGAGAAUGGGCUGCCUGUGUAAACACAGCCUCUGAUCUCUAAACUAACCAUAAACAUGGUGUGUUUAAGUUUGUAUUUAUUAUGGAUCCCCAUUAUCUCUUCCUGGGGUCCAGCUAAAUUAGGGCAAUUUAUACAAUUUAAAAAACAUUACAAUACAUUCACAAAAGGCAACCGGUGGCUAUUUGAAGAAUCUAAAAUCUAUUUUGAUUUGUUUCACACUUUUUUGGUGUAACGGCUGGUUUCCUCCUCUUCGUCUGAAGAGGAGGUGUAGCAGGGAUCGGACCAAGACGCAGAGUGGUAAGUGUCCAUGUUUUAAUAAUAUAAACUGAACACGACAACAAAUACAAAAUAACAAAAGUGAAACUAACCGAAACAGUCCCGUGUGGCACAAACACUGACACAGAAGACAAACACCCACAAACCAACAGUGAAAACAGGCAACCUAAAUAUGGUUCCCAAUCAGAGACAAUGCAAAACACCUGUAUCAGGCCAAUUGACAAAACCUAAACAUAGAAACACAUAACAUAGACUGCCCACCCCAACUCACGCCCUGACCAUACUAACUAAAGACAAAACAAAGGAAAAUAAAGGUCAGAACGUGACAUUUGGUUACGUCAUGAUUCCAUGUGUUAUUUCAUAGUUUUGAUGACUUCACUAUUAUUCUACAAUGUAGAAAAUAGUAAAAAUAAAGAAAAACCCUUGAAUGAGUAGGUGCUCUAAAACUUUUCACUGCUACUGUAUAAACUUUCUUUUUGGGGGGGAGGGGAAAAAACAUUUAGAGUACAGAUUAUUGUAUGGGACAAUAAACAACAUUUUUUGAGAAAGAUAAUUAGAAAAAUAAAAUAUUGAGUAAAUGUAUUUAUUUGUUUAUUUUCAUUUUGAUAAUAGAUGAAAAUUCACUGAAUUUAAGGUUAUUUGUUGAUGUAAAAAUACAUAUUUACUGAUUUUAAGGUUGCGCCAUUAAAUUUGUAGUGGGAUGGGGUCACAAGAAAUUAUUGGGGAAGAAAUUGGGUCCCCACUGAAAAAGUUUGAAUACCACUGAUGUAGAGGGUGGUAUAAAGGCAAUUCGUAAUCCAAUUCCAAAUUUGCCUUGAGGCCACAGGUAUGUGAUGCCGCAGUGAGACGCACUUCCAAAGCAACUACAGAACAGGGCAUCCAAAGCUUCGAUAGUGGGCAAACAAACAUUUAUUUUUCAAACAAAAGGUAAUUUCAUAGGCUUUAUUCCGGCGAUGAUCAACGUCAAAGCCAUCAGAGUUAAACUGUAGACAAAAGGUAGACUAGUAGCAGCUUUCUAAGUCUUGACGUAGAGUAGUGGUCAAAAAACUGUAAGUUAAGCCAUACCUGAGGCCUAGUAGACCCAUACUGACAAAAACUAAAUAGCUAAAGGGAAGGGGAACAUGGGGAAAAAGGGGUGUGCCCAGGAAAGGCUCCAUAAUGCUUUUAAAUAGCCAUGAUAACCAUGAUAGAAAAACCAAAAACAGGAGUUCAUCAAACAUACUCCAUAAUUCAUUAUGAAAUAUUUAUACUUACAUUCAAUAAUACUAUUAUUAUAAAUGGUGCAAAACAAUGAAUAUAGCACAAAUAAAGAAAAUGGGAAUUUAGGUCCAACAGGUGGCAAAAUAUUUUUAACAUUUGGCAAUGCACCAGGGCUGUAUUCAUUACUGCACACUGUAACAAAAUGUUUCGCAGCAGAAAAUGAUUUCCUGUAAGGACCUUUUAUAUGGUACACCGUUAUUAUACCAAUAUUGAUCAAUACUAAGAAAGAUAUGUACACACAGAGAUUUUGUAUCUGCAAAUGUUUUUUCUAUGGGGUUCGGAUAAGUUGAUGGAUAACAGAGAGGAGAGCUAUCUGUGAUAUUUCUGCAACUCUUCCCAUCGUUUUACGUACAUAAAACGUUGAAAUUCGAUUUUUUUGGGGACGAACCGCAUGGAUACAAAACAAAAAUGACAAAUGCAUAAAUGACAUCCAUCUCUACGUGGCUGCGAUUUAGUUGGAGUGAUUUGUGAGUCCCAAACCGUCAACUGUUUGUGUUUGGGUGCGAUUGCAUUAUACAGGGACAACACCGAUCGAGAGCCACUGUAAGCAAGUAGGACCCGUGUGUGUAAAUGUGUAUGUGUGUGUAAACCUUUUGUAACAGGGCAGAUGUGUCUGAACAGUAGAACUAAGGAGGAAACUGAUGAUAAUUCCUGAUGGUUAGACCAGCUGUCAGCGUGCCAACGGGGCUGUCUAACAGUAGCUAACAGGCAGGGUUUUGGGCCUCCCUCCUACAAAAUGGGGUUCUGGGAAGUGCUUAUGUGGCACCUUUGUCCUCCUUCCCCCUUCAUUAUUUCCUCUGUUUUUACAUGUUGCUCUCUGUCCUUCUCUCUGUCUCUCUCUCUUUCUCUCUCUGUCUGUCUGUCUCUCUCUCUCUCUCUCUUUCUCUCUCUGUCUGUCUGUCUCUCUCUCUGUCUCUCUAUCUCUCUCUCUCUUUCUCUCUCUGUCUGUCUGUCUCUCUCUCUUUCUCUCUCUGUCUCUCUCUCUGUCUCUCUCUCUGUCUCUCUCUGUCUCUCUGUCUGUCUGUCUCUCUGUCUCUCUCUAUCGCUCUGUAAUUACGUAGUCUCUGAUUGGUCAGGUGGCUGAGCUGACAGCAGCCAAUAGCAGCUCUGGUAGCAGUGCCCCCCCCCCGAUCCCCCAGGAAGGUGUGUGUGUGUGUUAAUGAUUAGGGGUCUGUUUAAAACCAGACGGAACCAUUUGUGGGGGCACAGUUUGUCAGUAGGGCCAGAGGGACAGGGUGCACCAGGAGACUCACACACACUUGAACAUCCAGCCUCUGAACCGAACCAGGCCAGGCGGCUUCGUCUGAUACAGCCGCUCCUCAAGAUCCAACAGAAAAUCAACUACACACAAUACAGGAGAGGCGGAUGCCAUGGCUGGUGGGAGGAGAGCAUCGUUCUCUGGUGUGCUCACUGUUGCUCUGCUAGCCACCAUACUGCUGCCUGAAUUCCUGUCGGCAGGGCCGGUGGUUCAGAUGCUCAAAGGAGAUGUAGGGGAUGCCACUGAGGAGACAGCGGUUGCCAUGGCGUCACCAAGGAGGCUUGUCCGUAACCGUAGAAACAUCAGCUGGUACAAGCAACACUCAGACUUCUGGAGCUGGUACAAAUACUUCACGGACAAUGGAAACACGGAGGCAGUCCAGGAGCUGGACAAGGUCUACCUGGCCUACCUCCAGAAUAAGAACCGCGCUGAGGGCCGUCGCUCCUACAAGGCCUACCUGGGUCACCUAGGGGACAUCUACAAGGCCUGCGCUGACUCAGAGGACCCAAACUGUGUGGCCUCUGCAACCAACCGGCCCAAACCUGAACCCAAGACCCCUCCCAAGCCCGUCCCCGCCCCUGUCAAGGCCUGUGACCCCUACAGGGACCCGUAUUGUCUCUAUGCCGCCCUGGCACGAGCCAAGAGCCAGCCCCCACCUUCCCCCGCUCCGGUCAAGGCCCCGGCCCCACUGUAUGCACGCUCCCCUGUGGCCGUUAAAGACCCUCAUUCUGGGCACUACUACUACUCCCCUGCCGUGCAGUCCUUCCUCUCCAAGGAGCAGAAGUCGGAGCUGCUGCGUAUCUGUUCAGCGGAGGACGUGGAGUGUCUCCAGUUUCACCUGAGAGCUGCUUUUGGCCACAAGCCCUCCGCUGGGCCCCUGCCCUCCUACGCCCACCUGGGCUGUGACCCGAAAGACCCCUCUUGUAAACCCCAGCUGGUCCAGAAAGGCCCCUCUGGCCUCUUCCUCCGUUACCCCAACUGUGACCCCAGAGACCCUCGCUGCGCCUACGCUGCAUCACUACAGGCACACCGUGCCCCCGCCCCCUACACCCCGACGGGUCCUGGUUCCUGCAACCCUCUGUUUGAGGAUGGCUGUAACCCUCUCACCGCCACAAAGUUUGCCACGGCACCGGAGAAGUUCAAGGAGGAACACAAAGACGAUCCCGCCGCAAUGCGCGCCGCGGCCCCUGAGCAACGCAGUGACCCAUUCACUAUGUACAGGGAUGCUUAUGCUAACGCUAAUGCUAACCGCCAAGCCAAUGCUCCCAGCGCUCCAUAUAGUGACCCAUAUGCCAUGUACCGCCAAGCCAGUGCUACCAGCGCUCCAGCUAGCGACCCAUAUGCCAUGUACCGCCAAGCUAUUGCUAACGCUCAAGCUAACGACCCAAACGGCAUGUACAAACAAGCUAAUGCUAACACUAAUACUAACGAUCCCUUUGCAAUGUUUCGUGAAGCCGCAACCUCCAUGCACAGACGUACCCACCCCUCCCCCCAGGGGCAGGCCCCCGUCCCACCUCCCCGCUAUGAGGAAGCCCCCAAGGAGGAUCGCCACCCGUUGGGCCCCCGAGGAAAGACCAAGGAGGGCUACGAAUGCUACAUUGGCUAUGACCAGGAGUGCUACCCAAUAACCCGCACAGAGCCGCGUUCCGGUGCCCACCGUAACACCGCCUACCCCGCCGAGCCCUACGAGCCACAUCUCAACGCUGAUGGAUCACGGAACGGAGUCAUGGAGCCUUCCGACCCCGACUGUGACCCGGAGUAUGACACCAACUGCCGCCUGCGCCGUUACCAAACCCAGGAGGAGCUGCUGCCAUACGCCAAUGCCCAGGCUGAACACCAUGGGGGGCCAGAGGCAGAGCCCAGCCAGGACCACAGUUACAGCCAGGGAGAGCCAGAGAGAGACAGCGAGGCAGAGUCAGAGCCAUACCAGAGUGGCCAGGAGGAGACCUACGGGGCUUAUCCCCCUCCCUCGCAGGGGCUGUCAUACGGGUCCUACCCCUCACCCCAGCGGGGAAUGCCCAGCUUCCAAGACAUGCUGAGAGGAUACGGAGACCAGUACCCUGAACAGGACGACCACAGAGCAUACGCUGCUGACUACAGCAAAAAAUAAGUAAACACACACACACACUGCAUACACGAAGACACACUACAUAUGCCAUAAAGACUACAACAACAAAAACGAACCAACACACCAGCUAAAAUGGGAGCAGAUGACGUGGGACACUAUUUAAUACAAAAUAAUAAUAGAAGACUGAAGUCUGACACACAUAUGUCAUGUACGCACGCGCGAACAGGCACGCGCGAACAGGCACACACACACGCAGUAAAGUGCUCUUAGCAGUAGGAGUUUCUCUCCACUAGAUGUUUUUAGAUGUUUUAUCUGGCAGUUUGUUAGCUUUUAUUGAUUGAUUGACAAUAAUUGACAAUUGAUUGAUCCCCUCCUUAUUUAAUAAAUUCUCGCAGCUUCGCUUCUGUAGCUACAAACCUCACAUGCUUUUUGUGUUUGUUUUGUUCAUGAUGUAUUAUGUAAAGUUUUUUUUCCACUUUGAAUGUUUUAAAUAAAAGCUUUGAAAAACGUG
Molecule: messenger RNA, 6316 nt
Organism: Salvelinus fontinalis (brook trout)
Lineage: Eukaryota; Metazoa; Chordata; Actinopteri; Salmoniformes; Salmonidae
Exons: 8
Coding region: 3850-5847 (665 amino acids)
Source: RefSeq, a predicted model, not a curated record